UGGAGGUCUAACAACAUGUAACUAGGUUAAACAAUUUACAUACGUACCUACCUAGGUUAGGUAUCUCAUAUUUUUAGUGGCUAGGCAACAUGAGUUAUUCGAUCUUAAUACCGUCGAUAUCUCACUAAAAGUAAGUUAUGGUCCAGAUGAAUCUCAAGUUUGAGAUGAGAUCUCAUUUGAAGUAUAAGUUCAUAAUCUUUUGUUCCAAAAUGAAAUACAUACGGAAUAGUUGCUUAGGUAAUCAUAUAUAACAACUCUAUGACAAGGUCUGUGAUAAGGUCAAGCUACCGUCAAAAAGACUCAACUUCUAGGCAACUUCCUAAAAUGGAAUACGGCAAAUCUCAAGCCAGCUUCCACCAGUCACAGUCCCUGUCAGUUACAGCGUCGAAGAAUCCCCGCCCGAUACGGUAAAGAGAAUACGAGGAAAUGAUGCCCGUCUACUACGUCGGUGAAUUACUAGGGUCUACGUUAUUCAAUGUAGACUUAAGCAGGUUCAAUUCCUUCCCGCCAAGAUCAUAAUUCUAUCGCAUGCAUUGAGCUGCAUUGAGCUGCAUUGUGCUACUCUACUACGAUCGCAAUGUUAGAAAGAUCGCGGCCUGCGAAUGGCCACCGAUGGAUGCUACUGUUUACCAGUGCUGUGAGUUGGUUAAUGAACGUAGUGUACGGCCAAACUCCACCCGCCGCAUAUUUACAGACACCAUCCAACCAGCAGCUUGAAUGGCAUCGGCUUGAAUACUACGCAUUCGUCCACUUCGGACCCAAUACGUUUACAGACGAGGAAUGGGGACGAAGUCAGAGCACUCCUGAUGUCUUCAACCCGACAGCUCUGGACACGGAUCAGUGGGCCAAGUCCUUUGCGGACGCCGGUAUGGCGGGAAUGAUCCUAACAGCAAAACACCAUGAUGGCAUGGCGUUAUGGGAUACAAAUACGACAACAUAUAAGAUCGGCAACGGACAAUGGGCAAAAGAUCGCGUUGAGAAAGGUCUUAACGCGGACGUCGUGCAGUUAGCAGCUGCCUCUGCGAAUAAAUACGGUAUUAAGUUCGGUAUUUAUCUGUCACCGUGGGACAUACACCGUGAUCCGGCCAUGCCGAAGCCCAACCUAAAUGGUACCUUGUAUGACGAGCCGCAGAUCUUCGGCGAUGAUACCCCUGGCGAUUAUAAUGAGCUUUAUUCUCAGCAACUAACGGAAUUGGUCACGAUGCGGCUGAGUGACGGCUCGCCUAUUCAGGUAUCAGAGUUAUGGCUCGAUGGGAACAGUGGCUCCGACACUGUGCAAACGUUCAACUGGACAGGUUUCCGCAACAUAAUUCGCGAGCAUCAGCCAGGCGCAAUAAUGUGGGGUCACCAGGGCGUGGACGCUCGAUGGGUUGGUAAUGAGGAUGGAGUGACGGUAGAGACGAAUUGGCACACGAUUAGUAGAACUCAGGAUGAACCGCACUAUUCAGGCGACGAGCUACAAACUGGUGUGCGAGAUGGUACCUAUUGGACCCCAGCAGAAGCAGACGCCCGCAUACGAGACGGCUGGUUCUACCAUUCUAAUGAGACACCAAAGACAGCCGAUGCCCUGAUGAGCAUGUACCUGCAGUCGGUAGCUCGAAGUGUAAACCUCCUGCUUGAUGUCCCACCCGAUACGACGGGACAGCUUCCCAAGGGUGACGUAGAUAUACUACUGCAAUUCAAAGCCCAGCGUGACGCAUUUCUCAACCGCGAGCUGCUUACGCCGGGGCUUGCGGUAAACGCAAGCAGCAUCCGCGAUGGUAACGCUAUACUCUACGGACCAGCCAACGUGCUCGACGGCAACGACGAUACGUAUUGGGCACUUAACGACGAAGAGGAAACGGGAUGGCUGGAAGUCGAUUUAGGUGGGACCUACGCUGUAGACGCUUUCAUUACACAGGAGCAUAUUGCCCUGGGCCAGAGGAUCGGUGGGUAUACGAUCGAGGCUGUUGUAAACGGAACUUAUGAGACUCUUGUGACGGGCACGUCGCUGGGAUAUAAGCGUAUCGAUAGGUUGGACGCAGCUGUUGAGACGAGCAAGAUACGUCUUAAUGUCACACAGGCAAAUGCUACGCCGUUGGUUAAUAGCUUCCAGGUGCUUGGUACGCAAAAGGGCUCUUCAUAAUCAUCACAAAUGAUUGGAUAUAGCUACCAAAGCGCCCGAUCACCUAUUGAAUCCCUUAAUCCUACUUAGAGUUCUUAUGAAUCAAGAUUUACACGGUCCGAAAACAUGUAAGAUUCAUUUUUCAUGAGCUGAGUGAUCAGUCAAGAAUGAACAUUUAUCUCCAUCAUAAGAUAUCCAGAGGAUUUCAAGUUGGGGACAUAGUAAGACUACAUAAUCAACGAUCGCUACGAAUGCUGAUACUCGAAUAGUGUGUGUAGCAUUUAGACCUUACAUGAUAUGAUACGUGGAGUCUUUGAAACAAUAUAGGUAACCAUAGAGGAUUUUACUGCUGGAGGACUAUUUUAUGCGUCGACGUUAGGUAUUCGAUGGUGAUCAGUGAUUUAACGUAGUAUCUAAGGACCGUGUAACACGACAAUGGAGCCCUGCUGAGGAGUAAGUGCUCUCGCAUCUGAUAAACACGCAAUUCUCUCUAAAAUUAAACUAUGCUUUGGGUUUUUGAUCAUGAUCGUGGAACCCCUAAGACACCCUUAGAGUUGGCUGGUAGUUGUGAGUUAGCUUAGUUACCUACCUAUAUAAAGCAAGA
Molecule: messenger RNA, 2708 nt
Organism: Daldinia decipiens
Lineage: Eukaryota; Fungi; Ascomycota; Sordariomycetes; Xylariales; Hypoxylaceae
Product: carbohydrate-binding module family 32 protein
Exons: 2
Coding region: 578-2125 (515 amino acids)
Biological process (GO): glycoside catabolic process; fucose metabolic process
Cellular component (GO): lysosome
Molecular function (GO): alpha-L-fucosidase activity
Source: RefSeq, a predicted model, not a curated record